AUGAGUGAGAGCCAACUUCUUGGAAUGGAUGGUGUUGGCCCCUUUCGUUCUCAGCGGAGCGCACCAAGAGAUAUUACUUCUAGACGAUCAAGUCACUCACCGGCAAAGCUAGAUCUAGGGCUUUCACUAGAUCAGAUUCUAGGUUAUUCGGGCUCGGGAAGCUUUAGUGAUGACCUCUUCGCAUCGUCAUUUGCCGAAAUGACACCUUCAGAACAGUCACCAUGGUUGUCAAAUCUUCUUUCUCCAGGCCCUAGCCAUGACGGUAGUAUCACCCAGAGCCUGCUGGAGGGCUCCCAUGGAAACGAUGAAUUCAGCUUCGAAGCCCUCCUAGAAGGAGAUGGCGACGGAAUUGAGGAGAUUAUAAGGCAGCCUGACCGAGGCGCGCGAAUCAGAAACCUCAGUUUCCCAGCGCCGUAUGACUCCCAACAUACUGAACCGAGUAUCAUGCCUUCAGGACUGCUUGGAGAACCAGCCUUUACUCUGGCAAACCCAGAAAUGCUUGUCCGGCAUUUUGAUAGGUCUACUUGUGGAAUUCUGUCCGUCAAAGAUGGCGUCCAUGAAAACCCAUGGCGCACUUUAGUUUGGCCAUUGGCUAAGGAUACCCCAGCUCUUUAUCAUGCAGUAUUUGCGCUGGCUGCCUUCCAUGCUAGCAAAGACAACCCAUCGUUGAGGGUUCACGGAGUGGAUCACAUGAGAAAGAGCAUUACGUGUAUGGUGCGAGAUAUACAAAGUAUGAGGACAGACGCUGCUUUAGCUACAAGCCUCGCUCUUGCUUUUGCUGAUACCUGGGACCAACACACUCGUUCCUGCAUACAGCAUCUCCGUGGAGCAAAGGCAUUGGUUUCCCAAGUUGUGACACUCGGGAUGCAGGGCGGACUUCAAGGGAACGAUCUCAGAAGAGUACGUUUCUUGUAUAACACCUGGCUAUACAUGGAUGUCAUUGCCCGCCUGACUUCUCGUGAAGAACACGGAGAGGAAGAGAUGGAAGUUCCUUCUUUCCCUUUCUCAGAGAAUACAGUGCAUGAAAUUGAUCCUUUGAUGGGAUGUGCUGCAACGCUCUUCCCACUCAUUAAUCAAGUUGCCCGAUUGAUCCAACGCGUCCGCAAAACUGAGUCGAACUCUAUAUCCCUUAUUUCCCAGGCCAUUGAACUUAAGCAAUUGGUGGAGCGAUGGGAACCACCAGAUUGGUUUGAGCCCCCAGAGGAUCCUACCUCCGAAGUCCAACAUAGUAUUCAGACCGCCCAUGCCUAUCGCUGGGCCACUCUGUUGUAUCUUCAUCAAGCUGUCCCUGAGAUGCCUUCAGAACCAACCUCGGAACUGGCUAAGCGGGUUUUGAUUCUUUUGGCCACAGUACCGCCUAGCUCACGUACCACAAUAAUCCAAAUGUUUCCGCUUUUGGUCGCUGGGUGUGAGGCCGAGCAGGAAGAGGACCGGGGUUGGGUGCUUAAUCGAUGGAGCGCAAUUCAGUCCCGGCUGAUGUUGGGCUCUAUUGACCGAUGCAUUGAGGUCGUCCGUGAAGUUUGGGCUCGCCGAGAUGCGAGUGCAGCUAAAAAGAAGGCGCAAGAACAGCAACAAACCCCGGGGGCUAGCCGCUCUCGUAGUACCGCAGGGCAAACUCCAGGGAAUAAUAGGGUAUUCUACACCGGCCAAGCUUCCGCGCGCCGAAGCUCUGCGGUAUCCCCUUUGGAGAACAUCGAGUUCGAGAAGACGGUACGGGGAAAGUCACACUGGGUGCAUGUGAUGCAAGAAUGGGAUUGGGAAGUAUUCCUAGGUUAA
Messenger RNA from Aspergillus puulaauensis, 1776 nucleotides. Its product is annotated as fungal specific transcription factor domain-containing protein. Gene Ontology annotation, cellular component: nucleus. Lineage: Eukaryota; Fungi; Ascomycota; Eurotiomycetes; Eurotiales; Aspergillaceae. The coding region runs from base 1 to 1776 and encodes 591 amino acids. Gene Ontology annotation, molecular function: DNA-binding transcription factor activity; transcription cis-regulatory region binding. The record is from RefSeq and is a predicted model, not a curated record. Gene Ontology annotation, biological process: positive regulation of transcription by RNA polymerase II. The transcript has 2 exons.